AUGGUGAAGGAAGGUAUAAUUCUUGGUCACAAAGUGUGGCAAAAGGGGCUGGAGGUUGAUAAAGACAAGAUUGAAGGGAUUGAGAAGUUACCACCACCAAUUUUGGUGAAGGGUAUUCGUAGUUUCUUGGGACAUGCCGGCAUUUACCGGAGGUUCAUUAAAAACUUCUCAAAGAUUGCACAUCCUCUAUGCAAACUCUUGGAGAAGGAGGUGAAAUUCCACUUUGAUGAUGCUUGCAUGCACAGUAUUAGGUGUUGUAUUGGGGCAAAAACGCAACAAACUAUUUCACCCCAUUUACUACGCAAGCAGAACUCUAAACAGUGCUCAAGUAACUAUACAGUUACAGAACAAGAGUUACUUGUGGUAAUUUAUGUGUUUGAGAAGUUCCAGGCAUACUUUCUAGGUAUUGAAGUGGUUGUUCACACUGAUCAUAUUGCACUGCGUUAUUUGAUGGCAAAGAAGGAUGCCAAGCCAAGAUAUAUAAGUGUGUGGAUUAAUGCCUACUUCUACCAACAAAAGAGGUUCUUGUUCGAUGUUAAGAUGUACUUUUGGGAUGAACCAUAUUUAUUCAGAGAGUGUGCAGACCAUAUCAUUAGGAUAUGUGUUACGGAAGAAAAAGCCAUCGAAAUUCUCCAUGCUUGUCAUGCUUCACCGGUUGGGGGUUAUCACGGUGGUGUACACACAGCUGCUAAAGUCCUUCAAAGUGGCUUCUACUGGUCAUCCCUCUACAAAUAUACUCAUGAGUUUGUGAAGAAGUGCACUCAAUAUCAGAAUCAAGGUGGGGUGUCCAAAAGACACGAGUUGCCUCUUAUUCCCAUUUUAGAAGUUGAGCUAUUUGAUGUUUGGGGAAUAGAUUUCAUGGGCCCAUUUAUGAGUUCGUUUGGCAAUAAGUAUAUUUUGGUGGCCGUAGAUUAUGUUUCUAAAUGGGUAGAGGUUGUUGCACUUCCAAACAAUGAAGGGAAAAAUGUUGUUCAAUUCCUGAAACGCUACAUCUUUGCUAGAUUUGGUACUCCUCGGGCUAUUAUUAGUGAUGGGGGAUCCAAUUUUUGCAAAAAGUAUUUUGCAUCCACAUUGAGCAAAUAUGGAGUGAAACACAAAGUGGCGACUCCGUAUCAUCCCCAAAAAGCGGCCAAGUUAAAGUGUCGAAUCGGGAGAUCAACAGUAUCCUAG
Messenger RNA from Solanum verrucosum, 1170 nucleotides. RefSeq lists its product as uncharacterized. Lineage: Eukaryota; Viridiplantae; Streptophyta; Magnoliopsida; Solanales; Solanaceae. The coding region runs from base 1 to 1170 and encodes 389 amino acids. The record is from RefSeq and is a predicted model, not a curated record. The transcript has 3 exons. Gene Ontology annotation, biological process: DNA integration. Gene Ontology annotation, molecular function: nucleic acid binding.